CUCUUCUCUCCUCUUCAUUGUUAAAGUCGAAAAAGGGGGAAAAGCAGCAAAAACCCUAAAUUAAAACAACAAAAUCAAAAAAGAUUAAAAAACCAGAUCUUCACGCUCUUCUCCUGCAUCAACAACCUCGAGAUUCUCCUCCGCAAAUCCACCCUCAGAAGAGAAUGGAUCAACAAGAGCAUGCACAGUCCGGAGCCAUGAACUACGGCUCAAACCCAUACCAAACCAACCCCAUGACCACCACCGUAGCCGGCAGCGCGGGCCCCGCAGCACCUCCCGGGCAGCUAGGGUUCCACCAGAUCCAUCAGCAGCAGCAGCAGCAACAGCUGGCUCAGCAGCUCCAGGUCUUUUGGGAGAACCAGUUCAAGGAGAUUGAGAAGACAACCGAUUUCAAGAACCACAGCCUUCCCCUCGCCAGGAUCAAGAAGAUCAUGAAGGCCGACGAGGACGUGCGUAUGAUCUCCGCCGAGGCGCCCGUCGUGUUCGCGAGGGCAUGCGAGAUGUUCAUCCUGGAGCUGACGCUCAGGUCGUGGAACCACACGGAGGAGAACAAGAGGAGGACGCUGCAGAAGAACGAUAUCGCGGCUGCGGUGACUAGGACCGAUAUCUUUGAUUUCCUUGUGGACAUUGUUCCGAGGGAGGAUCUGAGGGAUGAGGUCUUGGGGAGUAUUCCGAGAGGGACUGUUCCCGAGGCUGCUGCUGCUGGAUAUCCGUAUGGAUACUUGCCUGCUGGAACUGCUCCGAUAGGGAACCCGGGGAUGGUUAUGGGUAACCCCGGUGGUGCAUACCCACCUAACCCUUACAUGGGUCAACCAAUGUGGCAGCAACAGGGACCUGAUCAAACUGACCAGGAGAAUUAAACUUUGGCAAAGAAACUAGCUCUGGAAUUAAGAAAGGAAGGGAGACUUUUAGAGAAGAAAAUGAAAGGAACAUAUCAGAAGAAUUUCAAAUCAGUGUGGUAGAAGAAGAAUCUAAGUCUUUGUUUUAUGUCUGUCUAUUCAAUCCUUUCUUUAAGGAAAAAAAUUAGGGAUGAACGAGAAGAAGACUGUAUAAAACUAUUACUCUGUAAGGGAACAAGUGUGUGGUUUGACAAGGUUUUUUAUUUCUAUGUUAUUGUCUCUUUUAUCUUUA
Raphanus sativus (radish) is the source of this 1131-nucleotide messenger RNA. RefSeq names its product nuclear transcription factor Y subunit C-9. Gene Ontology annotation, biological process: regulation of DNA-templated transcription. Gene Ontology annotation, cellular component: nucleus. Gene Ontology annotation, molecular function: DNA binding; DNA-binding transcription activator activity, RNA polymerase II-specific; protein heterodimerization activity. The coding region runs from base 165 to 860 and encodes 231 amino acids. The transcript has 3 exons. The record is from RefSeq and is a predicted model, not a curated record. Lineage: Eukaryota; Viridiplantae; Streptophyta; Magnoliopsida; Brassicales; Brassicaceae.